UCAGAGAGUUCGAGGAUGGUACGACUGUUCGCUGCUCUUCACUCUUCACCUUCGCUGCUAUGUGUUUAUCUUUUGUUUAUUGUUAGGAUGUGCGUAUUGUAUUAUUUGUAAAGAGGAAUAAAUACCAUUCUCGAAACAUUGAAGCUACCCUAAUGCUACAGUCACACGGUUUUGAAAGGUCCCACAAGGGAUCCUUUCACCUUCAACUCUGCUAUUAGGCAGCAAGUAACCUGUAAUGUCGCAGCAUGGGUACUCUCCACCCUCUAAGAUGGAACCUACUGCAUCAGGAUCUCAGCAGAAUGAGACUAUCACACUGCUCAUUGAGACACUUACAGGGAAUUCCUUUGAGAUGACAGUGUCCCCUGCUGACACCAUUGCUACUCUUAAAAGUAAAAUUCAGAGAGUAGAAGGCAUUCCUGUGUCAGCACAACAUCUUCUGUUCAAUUUGAGUGAACUGGAUGAUGAGUCCAAGAUAAGUGACACGCUUAUUAGUGGUGGAUCCACAUUGAGGCUUGUAACAUCAAUGCGAGGAGGGCCUAUAAGUACUAGGCGUGUAUCUCCUACACCAGAGGAGCGGGCAUGGAUGGAUCUUGUUGAUUCCAAUCGGUGUGAUGACAUUCUUCAACGUAUACCAUCUGGUCAGCUCACAGUGCUUGUAUUCUGUGAAGGUGAACAACUGAACCUCUUUCGAGUUGUUGAAAAUAAUGAUGGCACUUACUCCCCAAUUACUGAUCCUGUCAACACGUCUUCCAUUCGCAAUGUAUUGGCCACGGAUGAACCAGAUACAGCUGCCCAGCGUCAUCAUGAAAACACAGUUACCAUGGGGAAAAUGAAAGAGCUGCAGCGUAAACUGAACAGUGGAAUGCUAAGGCGCAAGAUGAAAUUGAAUAGUUCUCAGGAGCUAGGUAAUCAGGAAUCUUCACAAGAGUCACAUGCCAACAUCACACAUUCAAAUGGGCAAAUAGCAAACUGGAACAAGGUGCAACCAACUCUUCAAACUGCUUCUUUGCCUGAUCCUCAAUCAUCAGGGCAACCAGUUGAACAACGACCUAUUGUUCGAAUUUUUCGCUCCAAAAAGUCAAUACCAUGUCCUCAUAGAAAGCUCACCCUUCCCCGUCUGGAGUCAACCCAGUCUUCACAGAUGAAAAGCCACCAUCCUCACCCAGUCCACCUUGGACCUUCCCGACCGUUUCUACCUGUAUUGACCGUCCCACGACGGGGAAAGCAGGAAAUACCCAGACAGCUACCAUCAUCACAACCUCAAAGUCAACCUUUGAGAAUACCAGCUCCUCCUCGUCUAAUAGCUCCUCCUCUCCAUGUACCGCCUUUACUUCAACGCCCACCGCCAUUGAGACCCGUAUGGAAUCAAAGACAUGGGCCAGUGCCUGUUGUCAUUCCAGAUAUGAAGCCUUGCGCUGCCACCUUGCCUAAAAUGCACCCAGUUUUAAAAGAUGAUUCGCUGCAAUAUUUGCCUCCACAGCCAUCAGUUUCAAGGGUUCCAACCAUGUGCCAAAACCGCAGACGGUUAGAUCCUAUAAUUCAUCAGAGAGAGUUGAUCUCAAAUUUGCGCAUGGGAAUGCAACAGCCCCAAUUACGUCAACAGUCAAGUCCACAGUCAGAUAUUCAAAAUGGAGCAAUACUGCAUCCAGCGGGAGCAUCAGGCUUACCGAAGAGAAAUGCAGUGAUAAACGUCUCAAAUUGUGCUUUUGUUCCUAACAAUUUGGUAGUACCUCAGCCCACGCCACCUCUGCAAAAUGCCUGUCAAUUCGUUCUACUCCGUGGCCCUACUUCAAGCCCCAAAGAGAGAUUUACGGAGUACCUCACUGCAUAUCUUGCUAAGAGUUUCUCCUCACGCUUCUCUGGUCUGAUACCUGAGGACUUGCCUGUGCGCUUGUCGCACCAGCUUACGAAAAAUUUAUCUCAUCACUUUGUGGGAGGUUUAUCUGAUGUUGCUGCAAAUCGACUAUCUUUGCAACUUUCCACCCGUAUCUCUCAAUUUAUGGAAGAGUGCCUUUCCAACCGCUGUCCUAAAGAUGUUUUGGGACAAGCUCUUCGCACUAUUCUUGAAGAGAGGACAACUCAAGGAUAUUCUCUCACCGGAGGCUGUAGUAGUCAUUCAGAUGUAUGGGACCCACACAUGAGAGUGGCUGUUAGAGGCCUGCCAACCUUUAAUGCUGAUGUUGGCUCAAACUACAUCCACACCCCAGAACCCAUACGGGAUAAUAUUAGAGAAACAAGAGAGCUUUUUGCCCAAAUUCCUCGGUUUCAUUCGGCUCCUACUCCUCUUACUUCUCAGGGUGCUGCAGUUCGACAUUCAGUUUUUGGGGGACUCCAACGUGAACCUUUGUAUGUUCGCUUGAAUGACUCAGCCAUGUAUCAGAGAGGGAUGGUACCUGUUCUCGUAAGACCUGCAACCAGUCCAAAUUAUCCACCUCCAAUCUUCUGUAAUACUAUUCAAGCAGGCCAACCAUCUACUGAACUUUUGAGACGUGUCAUAGAGUCUUCUGUUCCUCAAUUGAGACAGCCUCGAUUGCAGACUGAAAUUCAAAGGGACCAAGGCCAAGUACAGGUCAUGAAUGGUAUUGGAAGAGUAACAGUUCCUUUCCGUUCUGCCCCUCCUUUUGAUGACCCAUCCCAGCAACCAAUAUAUGCAGGGUGCCAGCCUCAAGGGAUCAGAUGGCGAACAGUGAAGUAUUCAGUGCAUCCUAAUUCACAACCAAGAUUGCUGACUGAACCGCCCCAAACUGAGCCACAGACUGGAAUUGGCAAUGCUAAUGAUGAAAAUCAACAGAGAACCAACACAGUUGAUGUAGAGCUUAAGUUACCAAAGAAGCAACGGUGUUGCCAGUGUCGUAAGAAAUUGACAAUAUCUAACAACUACUUAUGCAGAUGUCAAAAACUAUUUUGUUCUACACAUCGCUACUCUGAAGCCCAUAACUGCAACUAUGACUACAAAGAAGAAGGCAGAAAGUUACUUCUACAAGAAAACCCUCAAGUAAAGGCAGAGAAGAUCGUCAAAAUGUAACAUCACUACCCAAUGAACCAUACAGUGUUGCUUAUCACUUCUUGCCCCAAACAUCUUUUCAUCCAUCUUCCAUGUAGCUUCAUUUGGAACUAAUACCUUUCAAGACUUUUUUUUAUAUAGGAGUGUGCAAAUUUCUUUAAUUCUUUAUUCUUCGUAGUAAAAUUGGAUGUUACAGAUUACUUAAUUAAUUUUAGUGCUCUCAAUGUGUUUUAAUUAAACUAGAAUUUGUUCUCUUGUGCUUUUAACUUUUAAAAAAAAUUGUGAUCUUAAAUUUUGAUCUUGUUGAUUUUAUUAAGUUUUUUAAUUUGAUAUAUGUUGUUUCAUACCUUAUUUUUAACAAUUUGCUUUCAAAAAAAUUGAAAAAUUAUUUGCUCUCAGACUUGUAUUUUAGUAGGAGAUCUUUUGCUGGAUCUAAUAUUACUCUUACGAAUACCCCAGCAACACAGAUUUAUCACAAUGAGGUCAUACAGUGUAACUGAUAUCACAUUGAUGACAAACCUACCGGUUUUGUCCAUAAUUUUGCUGCAAGAUACAGGAAGAGGUUGCAAUUACCUUUUAGUGCCACCUGUGUCUAGCCGUAGUAUGGACUGCAAAUUUGGACUUGUUUUGUGAAGAUUUCAAAAUAGGUGAAGAGUGUACAUCCUGUUAAAGUUGGUUCCAUAUGUGACAUAAAAAUUCUAGAUUUGCCAUGAAAAUAUUAGUUGCAAGUGAAACUAAUUUGCAAAAAUUUGGUGUCUAAAGGUGUGAAGUAGUAUUUUAAUCCAUGUAUGAUGGUGGUGGCUUUGAUAAUAGGUAGUGACAUAAUUGUGGGUCAUACGUUGAAUUUAUAAUGUCACUAAUAUUAAUGGCUGUUUUCAUCCUCUUAUAGUCUGUGUCUGUGUCGUCCAUUUCCUACAAAUUUAUUAGAACUGUAGAUCAUUUUUAAUCUUCUGAGUGUCUUUUUCUGCUUGCACACUCCUAAAAUUAACACCAUACAGGUGUCCUUUUUUGCCUUCCUAGGGUAUGGGUAAUUAUUAUUAUCUGUUCUUGCUAAUAUUUUGUUGUAGCUUUAUCAGAAGAUAAUUGUUUAGUUACCUUUGUUCUUCUGUACUUACUGCUCUCAUUUUUAAAAAAAUAUGAGAAGGCAGUGUUGUUUUUUCUUGGUAUUUUAUUCAUAUUUAUAUCAUAUAUAUGUUCUCUCAUCUUCCUGUGUGGUUUGGGAUCUUGUAGAGUAUUGGGCUAGUUGAUCUUAAGUAGGGUCUGCAAAUGGCUUUAAAGUCUUAGCCUCAUUGUAGGGCCCUCAUUUUAGCUCUGGGGCUUUUAUGUCUUCACCCACGAUAUGGAUGGACUACCAAGAACUUAGAGAAAUCCUUCUCUGCUUCCUGUUAAAGAUUUAUCAUUCUUACAUGUUACCUAAUAAUAACAUUAUUUUUGACUGUUUUCUGCCAACUAAAAUGUAUUGGUGAUCACGCUAUAUGUGAUACGUGAAUCCCCAUGUACGGUUGUGAUAUUUAAUAUUACAUAAAACAAUUAAAAAAACAAAAACCCCUA
Molecule: messenger RNA, 4555 nt
Organism: Frankliniella occidentalis (western flower thrips)
Lineage: Eukaryota; Metazoa; Arthropoda; Insecta; Thysanoptera; Thripidae
Exons: 16
Coding region: 236-3025 (929 amino acids)
Molecular function (GO): protein binding; zinc ion binding
Source: RefSeq, a predicted model, not a curated record